Molecule: messenger RNA, 3358 nt
Organism: Onychostruthus taczanowskii (white-rumped snowfinch)
Lineage: Eukaryota; Metazoa; Chordata; Aves; Passeriformes; Passeridae
Gene: SLC25A51
Product: solute carrier family 25 member 51
Exons: 2
Coding region: 1002-1844 (280 amino acids)
Source: RefSeq, a predicted model, not a curated record
AGCGGGGAGGCCCCGCCGGGGCCUGCCGGGACCCCGCUGCUGCCGCCGCCCCGGCUGCGCGGGGCCUGCCCGCCACGGAGACACGGCUCGCAGCACCGGCAGCGGGAGCCUCGCACAGCAGACGGCCCUCCCGUUCCUUCCCCGUCCUUUCUCUGCCUUCCUCCCCGCGGGGUUGAUCUUCCUUCCCUUUUCUGCUCCUGUUUCGUCCAGCUCCUUUCUCCGUCCUUUCCUUUUGCUCCCCCCUUCUCGCCUCCUCGUGCCGGGCAGGGCUGCUGUCCCCAGACACCCCUUGGAUCCUGGGAUCUCCUGUGUGCUGCCGGCGCUGGGCAGGGUGUGAGGCUCGGGAGCAGCCCAGCCUCACAGGGCUGUUGCUUUCUGUGGGUGAGGGUGGGAUUGGGGCACCUGCAGGAGCAUCUUUUUGUGACUGUUCAAUAAAUAAUCUCCGUCUUCUGUCCAACAGGGCUUGCCAGGUGAAGAUCCCUGCGGUCCUCCUUCAGACUGUCUGGCCAAGCUGCCUCUGUCCUCAUCCCUCAGGACCCUGGGCCUAGCCAAAUCCACUGGUGAAACUUGUCAGCAGAGCGUGGGGCUGAUGCAGAGGAGGCACUGAGCUGGGACUUGUGCUGAGUUUCUGCGCCGUGCCAGUGGAGCCACGCCCGAGUGGCACCUGUGGUGGUGCUCAGCUGCAGUGUUACCCCCGUGCUUUGUGCCACAGGGCCAGCUUUUGUGAUGCUGCUGCCCGCGUUUGGUGCAGCUUCGCUUUUUGCCCAGCCUCUCUCUUGUUCACACAGCGUUUCGGUAUUUGUAAUUCCAGGGGGAUUCCUUUCUCUUUGACUUGGGAACAGCACAGAGGGGAGGAAGUGCUGCUUCCUGUGCUGGCCUGGCUGUGAGCAGCAAUGGCCCAGCCCGUGCCAGCCCUGGCCCUUCGCGCCGUUGUCCGGCGGGUGCUGGGGUGACGCCGCGGCGCCAGCGCGGCUCUCCCUGAGGCGCGGGGCACCCCCGCCAUGGCUCUGGCGGCCGCCGAGGAGGCGGUGGGCUCCUCGGGCAAGCACUACGUGUGCGGGCUGUGCGCGGCCUUCACCAACAUCGCGGUGACGUUCCCCAUCCAGAAGGUGCUGUUCCGGCAGCAGCUCUACGGGCUGCGCGCCGGCGAGGCCGUGCGCCAGCUGCGCCGCGACGGGCUGCGCACGCUCUACCGCGGCAUCCUGCCCCCGCUGCUGCAGAAGACCACCACGCUGGCCCUCAUGUUCGGCCUCUACGAGGAUUUCUCGGCGCUGCUGCUGAGCCACGGCCGCGCCCCCGAGCUGCUGACGCGCAGCGCGGCCGCCGCGCUGGCCGGCACCGCCGAGGCCGUGCUGACGCCCUUCGAGCGCGUGCAGACGCUGCUGCAGGACUACAGGCACCACGACAGGUUCACAAACACUUACCAGGCUUUCAGGGUGCUGAAAGCCUACGGGUUGCGGGAGUAUUACAGGGGAUUGGUGCCCGUUCUGCUGCGGAACGGGCCCAGCAACGUGCUCUUCUUCGGCCUGAGGGGGCCCAUCAAGCAGUGCCUGCCCGAGGCCACCUCGCACAGCUCUCACCUGGUCAACGACUUCAUCUGCGGGGGGCUGCUGGGAGCCAUGCUGGGCUUCCUGUUCUUCCCCGUCAACGUCGUAAAGACUCGCAUGCAGGCUCAGAUUGGCGGCGAGUUCCAGUCCUUCUCCAAAGUGUUAGUGAAGAUCUGGCUGGAGCGCGACAGGAAGGUGAUGCACCUCUUCAGGGGAGCCCACCUGAACUACCACCGCUCCGUGCUGUCCUGGGGGAUCAUCAACGCCACCUACGAGUUCCUGCUGAAGCUGCUGUGACCCCGUCCCGCUCGUGGGGCAGCAGCACUCGGCCUCCUCGGUCCCAGGGAGCACUGCCUGUGCAUGUGACAGUAUUCCUUUGCUGGCAGGUGAGUUUACCCAUCACAGAGCUACCAGACAAACACAAGGUGUAAAAGAGGAAAGAAGUGUAGUCUAUCACUCCCAAAAUUGCUAUGCUCUGUGGUGGGGUGAACUCCACUGCCCAUGUUUAGAACGGGAGAAUCAAGGAGGAGCUGAAGAAAAACAAUUCCAUUGCCUGAUCAUCUUCCCAGUCUCGAUUUUGGAACUGCGUUUUCAGAUGUUUUGGGGUCCUCAUUGCGUAAAGCUCAAAGGACAGAUACCGAAGGGGAUGACUGAAGUGCAGAGCUCCCACUGCACCUCAGCGUGCUGCAGGCACCUCGGGGGGUGGCCUGUGGUGACUGUGUCCUCAGCCGUGGCACCGAGGGUGUGGCCUCAGCCCGGCUGGAUCUCUGUGUGUGUGUGUGUGCGUGUUCGUACGUGUGCCUUCCUGUGAAAAGGGAAAAGUGGAAGGAAUGGGACAGCAAACUCACUACAGCUUUAAAGUGUCCUUCCUCGUUAAAAAACACCGAGUUUGUUCUGCUUUUUCUGAGGACUUCCUGUUUUUUAAUUGCUGCUUUUUGUGUUGCCUCCAGCUGCAGGGUCGGGGAGGUGUCCCUGUCUGUAGGGGCACUCCAGCUCCUGCAGCUGCUCAAGCACUUCUCACACGGCUUUUUGCACUGCCACGUCUUGUCUUUCCUCAGCUCCCUCUGCGGAGUUACCCAUCACGGGAUGUUUGUACCCAAAACUCGGGGUUCUGCCCGCUUGGUGUGUUCUGCUCAUGGUUCUGCACGGGCAAGGUGAGAGUCCUGGGUUACCUGCUUCAGUGGAGGUCUGUAGGUGUAGUGGGGAUGACAAGCCAAAGAUGACCUUGGGAGCAGGGAGCAGGAAGGGUGGAGUGCUUGGAGACGUGUUUCAGGACUUCUGUAGGCAAACGUAGGAAAGGACUGACAGAAAUCUGUGUCUGACAGACAGGAGUUGAGGGAGACUUGAGGCUUUAGUACAGGGACAGAAGAUUGAGCACAACCCUGAGCUAGAUGAGGGUCCCAACAAAAGUGUUGGAAUCUCCCUGAGGGCUUCUUCUUUAAUGAAACUGUACAUUCACAGAUAAACCAAAACACGCUGGACGAUGGGGAGCAGCAAAGCUUUCAGAAACUGCUUUGAAUUUAGUCUUUUCUUAAGUCUUGGAGGGGCUAUUGCUUUUCUGAAUUUGAGUUUCCCAUUUGCUAAAACUGUCUUCCGAAAUUGAUCCUAAUCAGUGUGUUGCAAUCAUACAGUCCUGAGCUUCAGACAGCAGCGGGUGGGCACAAGCACGAGUUCCUGUAUCCCAGUGGUGAUUAUCUUCAUCUAAAUAAAAUGUUUACUGGAUGUUUGUUACUGGCAGAAUCUGAUUUUUACCAGUGUACCUUCUUUUUGUAAUCACUCCUUGAUGGAAUAAAAACAAAAUCUGCAUCCCA